CUCUCAAAAUUUCCACUUCGCUUCCUUCUCCGAGAUCUCUCCGAUCAAACCCUCCGCCGCUGUAAUCCACAACUCCGGCGCUCUGCUUUCAAUUCUCUCUCUCAAGUCUCAAAUGCUAUGGCUCUGAAUCUCAUUGACCGCAAUGAUCUCUGGAAGAACAAGGCCCGGUACCUGCAGCUCCGCCUCCGGGACCGCUUCCGUGUCGCCGUCGACAAACACCGCCGCAAACGACCUAUUUUCUCCGAUUCUUACUUCUCCUUCACGCUCCGUCUUUGGCUUCAGAGGUUUCGUGAUUUUCGUCAGGAUUUGCCGUCCUCCACUACUUUUUAUCGGAAGCGAGUUGGGGAGGAUUUCAAUGAUGGAGAAGAAUCGGUCAUUCUUCGGAUGCUUCAAGCCGUAGCUGUUCCUGUUCUUGGGAACGUUUGUCAUGUGUUUAUGCAUGGUUUGAAUCGUGUCCAGGUAUACGGUUUGGAGAAACUACACAAAGCAGUGCUGCACAGACCCAAGGACCAACCUCUUGUUACAGUUAGCAAUCACGUGGCCUCUGUAGACGACCCUUUUGUAAUUGCGGCACUGCUGCCUCCACGCGUACUUUUUGAUGCACAGAACUUGAGAUGGACUUUAUGUGCAACUGAUCGAUGUUUUAGCAAUCCUGUCACUUCUGCAUUUUUUAGAACCGUGAAAGUACUGCCAGUUGCCCGUGGUGAUGGCGUUUAUCAGAAGGGUAUGGACAUGGCUAUUUCAAAACUAAAUCAUGGAGGGUGGGUUCACAUCUUUCCUGAGGGGAGUCGUUCUCGAGAUGGUGGGAAAACAAUGGGUUCUUCAAAAAGAGGCAUCGGGAGGCUGAUUUUAGAUGCAGACACUGUUCCUACAGUUAUCCCAUUCGUGCACACGGGGAUGCAGGAGAUCAUGCCGAUUGGUGCUAAAAUUCCUAAGAUUGGGAAGACGGUGACAAUUAUUAUUGGGGAUCCCAUUGAAUUUGAAGAUUUACUCAACUCUGAAAGUGCACACAAGGUCUCCAGGGGAAAAUUAUAUGAUGCAGUUUCUUCAAGAGUUGGAAAUCGGUUGCUUGAAAUGAAAGUUCAAGUAGAAAAACUAGCCCAUGAUCAUGCAUUGAAUAUGCAAAAUUAUUCAAUGAGUGACAUGGAACGAGCAGCUAUGAUCUUGCAGCAAAUUGAUUGGGAUUCAUUUGGCAUUGGGAGCUUUACUUCCAUUGAUUACAAUUCUCCCAUGAAGCAAGAAACUCAAACCCAGCCCAAUUUGGAUGUUUCCUCAGCGGAACAACCUGUUUCUGAUUGGUAUUUCAGAAUGCGUUUGUCUCGAGAGGGUGGAUUCAUAUCAAGGAUGCGUGGUUACAUGGAUCCUACGGAGUUCAUGAGUUUUGCAGCCAGAGGCUUGUUCAGGAAUUACAGAACAGGAAGCAGCUCUGAAUUUGGGGAGGCAAAUAGGCCCUUGAAGGCAUGGAAGCAGUUUGUCGAAGCUAAUGUGCAACGACAGUGGUGCUAUUAGCAUUACAACAAUUUGGCUUUGCUAAUGAGAUCAAUAGACGAUCAACCAUUCAGCUGGCCUCUCUUGUAGAAAACCGAUAGAUAUUGAGUGUCAAGCUCUUACAUUCACAUGAACUCCGUAAUGUGUUGGUUCCAAGUUCUUCUGGGUAACAACUUAAAUCCGGGACUGGUUUCAAUUGGAGCAGAUAACGUUCUAAUACAGAUUGCUGCUGGUUGUGUGAGAUUUUGGUCCUAUUAUUUUUGUGCCUGGUUUUCUAGUCUUACAUCAGGUUGAAAUUCAGAACAGUUUAGCUGGAAGCUGAGAAAUAAACACGAAAGAAUGAUUUUCAUCCCAUCAAUGUGGCAAAGCUAGAGAAGUUAUAUGCCACUUAUCAAAUGGAAUCAACACAUCAAGGUAUGCUCAAGUUCUCCAGUUCAUUCUAUAUUUUAGGUGUCUAGUAGGCCAUUAGAUUAUAAGUUUUAGAUUAAUCUUUUUCCCACUUUUUCAUGCCAUGUUGUGACUGUGGCUUUCAGACUUUUUUACCCUUUAAUACUUGAGGGGCCACCACUUAUUAGACCGAAGAUUUGAUUGUAAAGUGUUGUUCCAGAGUCUUCUGUCUAGUGAAGUUAUGAUGAGCCCAAUAAUUUAUAUGCUCCCUA
Messenger RNA from Momordica charantia (bitter melon), 2147 nucleotides. RefSeq names its product Phospholipid/glycerol acyltransferase family protein. Lineage: Eukaryota; Viridiplantae; Streptophyta; Magnoliopsida; Cucurbitales; Cucurbitaceae. The record is from RefSeq and is a predicted model, not a curated record. Gene Ontology annotation, biological process: phospholipid metabolic process.